Molecule: messenger RNA, 2721 nt
Organism: Vigna angularis (adzuki bean)
Lineage: Eukaryota; Viridiplantae; Streptophyta; Magnoliopsida; Fabales; Fabaceae
Exons: 3
Coding region: 669-2015 (448 amino acids)
Source: RefSeq, a predicted model, not a curated record
AGAAGUAAGGGUAUUGCUGGUCUUAGUGUUUAUUACAUCAUUUCUAUGCUAGUGUUGAAUAAAUUAGUGUCUCAAUUAAUUGAUUGAUCAUUUCUGAAAUGUUUCAUUAAAUGACAAAAGGUGAUUCACAGAUUAGAUGACAGGCCUUUUUCUCAUCUCAUCCUGAGAUGUAUCUGUGAUCUUCUGUUCUGGAUUCUGGGAUUGGUUGCAUGAAGGUCUUUUUGGGUUUCUGGGAGUGCUGUUCUUUGCAUGUUUCGAACAGAUAAGUACUUGGCUUCCUUGAUGAGCCUUCAAGGUUUCUGAUGCUGUUUUUCUGCACUUUUUGAACCCUAUUCCUUUGUUUUGCAUUUGGGUAUUGUUUUGGAGUUGUCCCCUCAGUUGGCGUGCUAGUUUUUGUUUUUAUGUGUGUGGAUUUGAGAUUUGGUCUCUGUGAAAUGAUGUUUGUGAGACAGAUUUAUUCCUGUUAAAUUGGUGGCUAUUUUUAAUUGAAAAUCAAGAGGGUAAUAAACGAAAAUGAAGAAGCUGUUGGAUGAUGGAGCGUGAAUGAGUUUGCAUGCUUUCAAUAUAUGUUGAUAGUGUGAAAAGGGUUGAAAGAAAUUGGAUUGGAGCUAAGAUUUGAGGUCUAAUGGGUUCAUUGGUCUGAUUUGGGUUGUGGUUUGUGCGAAGCAAUGGAAGGGAAUUUGCCCCAGGGAGGUAUAAUUCAAGGUGGGACGUCUUUCGGUGGCUUUGAUUUGCCGGGAUCAAUUCGGGUUCAGCAUCAAGCACAACAUCCACAUGCCAUGCACCAACAUCAAACUCAUCCGCGUCAAGGAUCUUCUGUACAUUCCACAGUUCAUGAUGUUUUCCCUCUUACAAUGGGAACCCUGCAGAACUGUGACCAAACUAUUUCAAUGACAGAGUUUAGUAAAGAAAACAGAAGUAAAAACUCAGCGAGUGAGGAAGACGAGCCGAGCUUUACCGAGGAUGGUGUUGAUUGUCACCAUGAAGCUAGUAGAGGGAAGAAAGGAUCACCUUGGCAGCGGGUUAAGUGGACUGAUAAGAUGGUAAGACUUCUGAUAACAGCUGUUUCUUAUAUUGGCGAGGAUGUGACUGUUGAUGGCGGUGGCAGUGGAAGAAGGAAGUUUGCAGUAUUACAGAAGAAGGGUAAGUGGAAAUCUGUUUCCAAGGUCAUGGCUGAGAGGGGUUAUCACGUUUCACCUCAGCAAUGCGAGGAUAAAUUCAAUGAUCUCAAUAAAAGAUACAAAAAGCUUAACGAUAUGCUUGGGAGAGGCACUUCUUGUCAGGUUGUUGAAAAUCCCGCUCUGUUGGAUGUGAUAGAUUUUCUUUCUGAUAAAGAAAAGGACGAUGUUCGAAAAAUAUUAAGCUCAAAACACCUGUUCUAUGAGGAGAUGUGUUCUUACCAUAAUGGUAACAGGUUGCAUUUACCCCAUGAUCCUGCAUUGCAACGUUCACUCCAGUUAGCGCUGCGAAAUAGGGAUGAUCAUGACAACGAUGAUAUGAGAAGGUCCCAUCAUGACGAUCACGGCGAAGAUGAUCCAGAUGUGGAAAUUGAUGAUCAUGAUGAUUUUGAAGAGAAUUGUGCUUCUCAUGGUGAUAGUAGAGGAAUAUAUGCACCAUUAGGUGGAACUGUGAAGAAACUGAAACAAGGCCAAGGCCAAGAAGAUGGUAAUACUUUUGGCAAUUCUCUAAAUUGUCAGGACUACAACAGAAGUUCGUAUCCCCAUGGACAGAUGGUCCAAUCUGAUGUGAAUCAAGGUUUACCUGAAAGCAUGAGAGCAGCUUGGUUACAGAAGCAAUGGGUUGAAUCUCGCUCACUUCAGUUAGAGGAACAAAAGAUACAAAUUCAGGUUGAGAUGCUGGAACUAGAGAAACAGAGAUUCAAGUGGCAGAGGUUUAGUAAGAAAAAGGAUCGGGAGUUGGAGAAGCUAAGUCUAGAAAAUGAAAGAAUGAAGCUUGAAAAUGAACGUAUUGCUUUAGAACUUAAGCGAAAGGAAAUGAGCACUGGCUUUAAAUAGAGUAUCAGGCUCUCUCUUGGAGAGAGCAGUGAUUCUGCGGUAAAAGCAGAGAAAGAGGUAGAAGUGAAGUUGUGGUAACAGAAGAUCUGUUGACGCAUGUAACAACAAUAGAUUGGAGGAAGUUACUGAAGAUUCUUGCAAAGAACAAACACCAGUGGAGGAAGAUUUCAUUCACUUGUGCAAGGACGCAACAGAAGCGGUUGCACAAUGGAAUGGAAUUGAGCAACAAUGAAGGAGCAAAGGAUCUCGUCUUCAAAAAGAUUUGCUCCACUGCCACAAUUCAUUCUGUCUUCCAUGUGCAAGAUUCACUUAAUCUUCCUUGGUUUGCACUUGAGAAGUAUGAAUCAGUGACAACAACCUUGUAAUGUCAUCUAUCAACCAGAACCUUUGUUCUUUUUUCCUUUUUUGUAGUUGCCAGUGACAUCUUCAUCUUCUUCUUUACCAAUGGCGCCCCCUCCUCCCCCAUUGACUUUUCCUGUGUUUUACUUCUCCAUUGAACUCUAGUCUUUCUUGGGUGCCAUUGGCAACACCCUAGAAAUGCUCCUCAAAAUCGCAGCGUAGAAUAGAAGAGUUCAAAUUGGGAAAAUUCAUUAGGAAUUGUGAGAAAUUGGAGGAGCUUUCUAGGAAUUGCAUUAGAAACAUCUAUGGAAGUUCCACAGAGUCAGAGCAUUUUAUGCAAAUAAUACAUUGCAAUGAAAUGCCAUAU